Striga asiatica is the source of this 831-nucleotide messenger RNA. The record is from the annotation of a GenBank genome assembly. NCBI's taxonomy places the organism in Eukaryota, Viridiplantae, Streptophyta, Magnoliopsida, Lamiales, Orobanchaceae.
AGUUCUAUCACACAUAAAAAAGCAGCAUUCGUGUCCCUCUUUCUCUCUCACGCACUAUCACACCACAAGAAAACGCGCAGAUUGGGGUUGCAGAGCGAGACUAACUACACGGCGUUGACGCCUCCCGGGUUCCUGGAGCGAGUCGCCCUCGUCCACCCGACCAGUAAAUCCGUCAUCCAUGGCUCCGUCUCCUACACGUGGCACCAGACCUACCGCCGGUGCCGCCAGCUCGCCUCCGCCCUCACCAAGCGCGGCGUCACCUUCGGCUGCACUGUCUCAGUGAUUGCACCAAACGUCCCAGCCAUGUACGAAGCUCAUUUCGGGGUCCCAAUGUCCGGUGCUGUCCUAAAUGCCGUCAAUGUCCGACUAAAUGCCCAAACAAUCGCUUUUCUCCUGGGACACUCCCAGUCCUCAGUCAUAAUGGUCGAUCAAGAAUUCUACUCUUUAGCAGAGGAAGCUCUCAAAAUCAUGGCCAGCUCAGAAAAAUCCGAAAACGCCCCUCCAAUUCUGAUAGUCAUUGCUGAUGAAGCCUGUGACCCGGAGUCCCUCCGCCACGCUCUCAGCAAAGGAGCCAUCGAGACCCCGCAAGACGAGUGGCAGAGUAUCACGCUGGGGUACACAUCUGGCACGACGGCUAGCCCAAAAGGGGUGGUCCUGCACCACAGGGGAGCGUAUCUCAUGGCCCUCAGUAAUGCGGUUGUGUGGGGAAUGGGAGAAGGGGCCGUUUAUUUGUGGACUCUGCCGAUGUUUCAUUGCAAUGGGUGGUGCUUCACCUGGACGCUUGCGGCGCUUUGUGGGACGAGCGUGUGCCUUCGGCAGGUACGGUUUUGA